UGACACUGGAGAUUAUGUGAUGGCAGGACGGCCUCAUACAUAUGACAGCAACUCCAGUGAUCCUGAAAACUGUGAUCGAAGGUCUCAUAAUAGACCACGCAAAUUUUACAAACAUUCAAGGAUGCAGUGGGUUUUUUAAGAAUGUGACACGUUCCAGGAUGUUAAUCGAAGUAUCACAAAUAUGCUGAACUUUGAAAGUAAUGCCCAAGGAUGUGGAGACGGCUUUCAGAGCUGCAUUGUUCAGAGGAGCUCAAGUCUUUUGUGCUUUGUUUCCCAAGUACCUUCUCUGUUGCUUUGUUUUUAACCUGCAGUGCAAGGCAGCUGGUGCCCAGUCUCGUGCAUCCAAACUCGAGUCUGAAUACGUCAAAAUGAGUUUGCAUGGUGCCAGUGGUGGAUAUGACCGAUCAAGGGAUCGUCGUAGAUCAAGUGAUCGAUCCAGAGAUUCUUCACAUGAAAGAGGUGAAAGUCAGUUGACUCCAUGUAUAAGGAAUGUUACUUCUCCCACGAGGCAAUACCAUAAUGAUCGAGAAAGAGAUAACAAUUCAUCAUCUAGGCCUAGCAGUCCCCGCCCUCAGAAAGCCUCUCCAAACGGAUCUAGCAGUAGUGGAGUCAUUAGCAGUAGAAACAGUAGUCUGUCAAGUACAGAAGGAAACUGCAAGUCAAUGGGUGUUGGUGAAAUGGUGUUUGUCUAUGAAAAUGUAAAAGAGGGCACAAGAAACAUAAGAACUUCAGAGCGAGUAACCCUGAUUGUUGAUAACACUAGAUUUGUAGUUGAUCCAUCAAUCUUCACUGCACAACCCAAUACUAUGCUGGGAAGGAUGUUUGGGUCUGGUCGAGAACACAAUUUCACACGUCCUAAUGAAAAGGGGGAAUAUGAAGUAGCAGAAGGGAUUAGCUCUACUGUUUUUCGUGCAAUAUUGGAUUAUUAUAAAACUGGGAUAAUCCGCUGCCCUGAUGGAAUCUCCAUUCCUGAGCUGAGAGAGGCCUGUGACUAUUUAUGCAUCUCCUUUGACUAUAGCACAAUUAAAUGCAGAGACCUGAGUGCACUAAUGCAUGAGCUUUCAAAUGAUGGGGCACGUCGUCAGUUUGAAUUUUAUCUGGAAGAAAUGGUCUUACCACUGAUGGUAGCCAGUGCCCAAAGUGGAGAAAGAGAGUGCCAUAUUGUGGUUCUGACAGAUGAUGAUGUUGUCGAUUGGGACGAAGAGUACCCACCUCAAAUGGGAGAAGAGUACUCACAAAUUAUUUACAGCACAAAACUUUAUAGAUUCUUUAAAUACAUUGAAAACAGAGAUGUUGCCAAAUCAGUUUUGAAGGAGCGUGGUUUGAAGAAAAUCCGGCUAGGAAUUGAAGGCUAUCCUACAUAUAAGGAGAAAGUAAAGAAGAGGCCAGGAGGUCGACCUGAAGUUAUAUAUAAUUAUGUGCAGAGACCAUUCAUCAGAAUGUCUUGGGAAAAAGAGGAAGGCAAAAGUCGCCAUGUUGAUUUCCAGUGUGUGAAAAGUAAAUCCAUCACUAACCUUGCUGCAGCCGCAGCAGACAUUCCUCAAGACCAGUUGGUUGUAAUGCAUCCCACUCCACAGGUUGAUGAGUUGGAUAUCCUCCCUAUUCACCCCCCACCAGGAAAUAGUGAUCCAGAUCCUGAUGCACCAUCUCCUGCAGUAUAAGGGUGACAAUCUAAAAGUUCAGCACGCCAUUGUCCAAGGAAGGAAGAGCAGCAUUUUAACUGGCUACCAUGCAGUUCAUCAGCAGCCUUAGAUAUUGAAAUUUUGGUAAAAAUAUGAAUAAAAUGAUGCAAGGUUCAGUGACUUUUUUUUUUUUUUUUAACAUGACCAAAGGAAUAAAAAUGGCAGUGGGUUUUCUAAAAUGUUACAUCUUGCACAAUAUAAGUUAAAGGAAAUCUUUUGCUAUUUCACUAUUUUGGCAAGCCCACAAUUACAGUCAUCUGAAGUCGUCCAGUUGGUUUACCUUUUUGGUGGAUUUAUGAUGAUCUUUUUUUUU
Molecule: messenger RNA, 1995 nt
Organism: Erpetoichthys calabaricus (reedfish)
Lineage: Eukaryota; Metazoa; Chordata; Cladistia; Polypteriformes; Polypteridae
Gene: btbd10b
Product: BTB (POZ) domain containing 10b
Exons: 9
Coding region: 201-1661 (486 amino acids)
Biological process (GO): positive regulation of phosphorylation
Cellular component (GO): cytoplasm
Molecular function (GO): protein binding
Source: RefSeq, a predicted model, not a curated record